Hypomesus transpacificus is the source of this 1244-nucleotide messenger RNA. RefSeq names its product DDRGK domain-containing protein 1. The record is from RefSeq and is a predicted model, not a curated record. The coding region runs from base 136 to 1038 and encodes 300 amino acids. Lineage: Eukaryota; Metazoa; Chordata; Actinopteri; Osmeriformes; Osmeridae. The transcript is spliced from 9 exons.
CAAACUAAAAAAAGACGACUAUCACGUGAUAGUAUUUUGGAAUUGCUCAAACAGCAGACGAGCCUCAUCAGAAAUUGAGAUUGUGUGAAAUUUUAAAGUUAUUUUUGGUCAUCAAGUCAUCAUUGAACGUUUGCAAUGGAUAUUGUGCUGUAUUUUGUUGCUGUCGCAAUCCUUAUUGUACUCAUUGUCUCUGCAGUGAAGGUUCGUGGAAAGACAGAGGAAGAUAACCAUGAGGCCAGACAGGAGGUGGCAGCACAGGUGGUGGGUCGACAACAGAUGGCAGAGGAAGGUGCCAACAGGCUCCGUCGCCGUAGAAACCUCAAUAGGAUGAUGGCCAAUAGAAUGGCCAAUAGUGCCCAGAGAGAAGCAGCAGACAAUGCAGACAGUCCAGUGGAGGUGGAGGAGGAAUAUGAGGAGGCAGAGCAGCAGUCCCAGGCCACAGGGAAAAUAGGAGCUAAAAAGCAAAAGAAGCUAGAAGAGAAGCAAGCAAAACGGGCCCAGAGAGAGGCUGAACUGGAGGAAAGAGAGGAGAGGAAGAGAACACAGGAACUGAAAGAGGAGGAGAGGCGCAAGGAGGACAAGAAGGAGAGAAUACUGGAGCAGAGACAGGAGGAAGAGGAGCUACGUGCCAAGGAGGAACAGGAGAAGAGGGAGGAAGAGGAGUACCUGUGUCUUAAACAGUCCUUCGUUGUCGAGGAGCAAGGCGAGGCUGACGAGCUCACUGAGCAAGAGUCACAAAACCUUCUCCAAGAGUUCAUUCAGCACAUCAAAGACUGUAAGGUUGUACUGCUGGAAGACCUGGCCUCACACUUUGGACUGCGCACACAGGAUGCUAUUUCAAGACUGCAGGAUAUUCUGGCUGAUGGCUCGAUCACUGGGGUAAUUGACGACAGAGGGAAGUUCAUCUUCAUCACUCCAGAAGAGAUGAAUGCUGUUGCACAGUUCAUCAGACAGAGAGGCAGAGUUUCCAUAACUGACCUGGCCCAAGCCAGCAACUCUCUCAUCAACCUGAUACCCGAGAUACACAACACUGCCUGAUGGACUCUUACAGAAACUCCUACACACAUACACAUGUUUCGAGAAACACCCCUUUCAAUUAUGAUGGCACACAACCAGGGCAUGACAUUAAAAUGUUUGCUCACCAGCCACUGUGGCUAGUGGUUUUCCAAAGUUACAUACACUCAGCAAUUUCACUAGCCACAAUUUUGUUGUUGGGAAAUUAAAUUUUAUUUGAUUAAAGUUGA